Molecule: messenger RNA, 3915 nt
Organism: Camelus dromedarius (Arabian camel)
Lineage: Eukaryota; Metazoa; Chordata; Mammalia; Artiodactyla; Camelidae
Gene: ITIH6
Product: inter-alpha-trypsin inhibitor heavy chain family member 6
Biological process (GO): hyaluronan metabolic process
Molecular function (GO): serine-type endopeptidase inhibitor activity
Source: RefSeq, a predicted model, not a curated record
AUGUGUGAGUGGAGAUGUGUCAUCUGUGUCCGCUUUUUGCUGACCUUGCUCCUGGAACUGACAUACCAGUGACCUCCUGGCCCAUCAUCAUCAAGCACAAAGCUAUUGAUGAAAAGCUAUUUCAACCGAUCGACCGUGGUUUCUCACUACGCCCACACAUCGGUCACCUCUGCCCUGUUCAAUCCACAUGUGGAGGCCCAUGAAACCAUCUGUCACCUGGAUCUGCCUCGCCUUGCCUUUAUCUCCAAUUUCACCACGUAAACCAUCAACGAUAAAGUCUAUGUUGCGGAAGUCAAGGAGAAGCACCAGGCAAAGAAAAUCUAUGAGGAAGCCCAUCAGCAGGGAAAGAUAGCUGCUCAUGUAGGCAUCAGGAACCGGGAGUCAGAGAAGUUCCGCAUCUCCACCAGCCUGGCAGCAGCCACAGAAGGGACUUUCCUGGCCUACGAGGAGCUGCUGUAGCAACACCAGGGCCAGUACCAGCUGGUGGUGAGCCUGAGGCCUGGCCAAUUGGUGAAAAGGCUGAGUGUAGAGGUGACAGUGUCAGAAAAGACAGACAUUGGCUAUGUUCACAUACCACCUCUGAGGACCAGCCGCCUGCACAUCAACACCCACACAUGUGAGGCUGACUUGCCCCCACCCACGCAGAUGGAGAGGGGAGAGACCUGUGUCCGAAUUACUUUCUGCCCGACACUGCAAGACCAGUGUGCCUUCUCCAGCUCAGGCAUCACGGCCAACUUCGUGGUCCAGUACGAUGUAGUCAUGGAGGACAUCACUGGAGACGUGCAGAUUUACGACGGCUAUUUUAUUCAUUACUUGGCCCCCAGAGGCCUCCCAGCUGUUGAGAAAAACGUGGUGUUUGUUAUUGACGUGAGCGGCUCCAUGUUCGGUACCAAGCUGAAGCAGACUAAAAAGGCCAUGAAUGUGAUCCUUUGUAACCUGCGGGCCAGUGACUACUUCAACAUCAUCUCCUUUUCUAACACUGUUAGUGUCUGGAAAGCUGGAGCCUCCAUCCAGGCCACCACUCAGAAUGUCCACAGUGCCAAGGACUACGUGGGCCACAUGGAAGCUGAUGGCUGGACCGACAUCAAUGCAUCUCUCCUGGCAGCUGUUUCAGUGCUGAACCAUAGUAACCAGGAGUCUGGGAAGGGUCCCAGUGUGGGGAGGAUCCCUCUCAUCAUCUUCCUGACAGAUGGGGAGCCCACAGCCGGGGUGACGACCCGUGUGAUCUUCUCCAACAUCCGGCAGGCACUGGGCAACAGGGUGUCCCUUUCCAGCUUGGCCUUUGAGGAUGACGCUGACUUUCCCCUGUUGUGUUGCCUGUCCCUGGAGAACUGGGGAGCAGCCUGGCGCAUAUAUGAGGACACCAACGCAGCCCUACAGAUGGAGGGCCUCUAUAAGGAGCUCUCCAUGCCUUUUCUGGCAGACGAUCUGGAUUACCUGGGCAGUUUGGUUGGGGCCUCCUCUUGGGCCCUUUUCCCCAACUACUUUGGUGGCUCAGAGCUGGUAGGCCAAGUGCAGCCAGGCGAGCAGGAACUGGGCAUCCACUUGGCAGCCUAUGGCCCUAAGGAUCAGCUUCUUGUGGCCCACCACAGUGAGGUGGCCACCAACAGCAGCCAGAAAGUCUUUGGUUGCCCAGGGGAGCCAGCCUCCAAUGUAGUCCACUUCAUACGCCACCUCUGGGCUUAUGUCACCAUUGGAGAGCUGCUACAAGCAUGUUUCCAAACCACCACUCACCAAUUACUGGCUGCCAAAGUCCUCAACCUGUCCCUGGAAUAUAACUUAGUCACAUCUCUGACUUCACUGGCCAUGAGGCAGCCCAAAGAAGUCAGUGAGGAGGCAAGGAGACAGACUUCCACCACAGAUGGACCAGGCACCAUCAUGCCAUCCACUAGCAGGCAAAGCCUAGGGGCAGGCACAGCCCAGCCAGCCUUGGUGUCCAAGGUUUCUUCCAAACCAAGGCUUGUGAAACCAAAGUUCUUCUUAUCCUCAACUACUCCUGCCUCUACAAAGAUGCCUAGUUCCAAGGAAUUGGAGCCAUUGGGUCAGUGCCUUUGUACCCUAUCCACCCUUGCACACCCAAAGCCCAAAUUUCCAGCACAACAGAAUUCUGGCACCUUGGCUCAACCAAUGCUCAGGAUGAAACCUGAUGCCCUUGUGCCCUCAAAUUCUGGUGCCAUAUUGCUUCUGAAGUCCAAUAUGCCAUUACACCAGAAUCCUGAUACCCUGUUACCCAUGAAUUCCAAGACACAAGUCUCACCUCUGAAUCCGGGCAUCCCAGCCCAGCCCAAAGCUGGCACUAUGAAACAUAUUACUCAACCUGGUGCUCCAUCACAACCUAAACUAGAUGCCUUAUCACACCUCCAGCCUGGGCUACUCACAUCACAGUCACCCAAAAGCCUGUCACAGCGCUGGCCUAGAAUGUCCACACAUCAGAUCCUCAAAAACCCACCACAAAUCAGAACAAGGGUUCCUGCUCCCAAGACCCCAAACAACCUGCUGUACCCUAAACCUGGGAUCUUCUUACCCAAGACCCCUAAAAUCCCAUCACCUCUUAAACCUAGUGCCCCACUUCACCAAACUUCCCUAGGCUUAUCACUUUCCAAACCUAGGACCCUAAUCCCCAAUAAACCCCAAACCCUAUUACCCACUAGACCUGCAAAACUCCGGCGCCCACCUCCUCAGAGCCUAAGCACACUCCCAAGCACAAUCUUAAGCCCCAGCAGUACCAUGACCAUUUCUGUCCUUGGAGAACCCCUCCCUACUCCCUUUCACCCCACCCUGCCCUCUCUGCUGCCCCCUGGGAGGCUCUGGCAUCAGCAUGACCUGCUGAUAGAGCCCCAAAGCACCAGGCAAAUUCUGGGACCGUCUGCAUCAGGAGUCCGGACAAUGGGCCUACCCAACAGCUCCAGGCUUAUUCCAGAAGGCAGCCCCCCAAACCUGCCAGCCUUGCUGCCUUCUAGCACCCUCCCUGAGGCAGUCAGCCUGCUCCUUCUCCCUGAGGCACUAGAGCUGCUGUCUGAGUCAAGGGUGGAGUCCAAGUUCGCAGAGUCUUUGAAUCCACUGGCUUUCUGUACCUUCUUCAUGCCUGACAAAGAUGGAAAUCCACACUGGGAUGGCAAUUCUGAGGAGAUCCUGGGAGGAGCUGGAGGCAGCAUGGAAUCUCAGGGAAGUUCUGCAGGACUAGCAAAAGGCUUGUUGCCAAGCAUCUUCACCUUCUCAUCCUCGGUGGAUGGGGACCCCCACUUUAUGAUCCAUAUCCCACGCUCAGAAGAGAGGAUUUGCUACACACUGGGCGGGCGCCCAGGGGACCUGCUACAGCUCAUAGAUGACCCAAAGGCAGGGCUGCAUGUGCGUGGACAGCUGCUUGGGGCACCAUCAAGGCCAGGCCACAAAGACCAGAUCCGCAUCUACUUCCAGAUCAUCACACUUACUGCAGACAAACCCUGGGCCUACACUGUCACCACUACCCGCAGUUCCAUAUCUGUGCAAGGCGAGGGUACCUUGUUCCUGUCCUGGGACCAGCCUGUCCUACUGAGGAGGCCCCAGCUGGAGCUCCAUGUGGCUGCUGCAGCCUGCCUCACCCUCUGCCUUGGGCCCCACCUCAAGUUCCUAGUUCUCUGGCACUGCUACAGGAACCCCAGCACUCUGCAACUACCCAACCUGGGGUUCUGUGUGGUCAGUGGCUCUGGUCUCAGCCCCUCAGCCCAUAGCCUGCUGGGGCAGUUCCAGCAUGCAGACAUCCAGCUGGUGGCAGGGCCUAUGGGGCACCAAGGCCCAGAUAUGCCUGUGGUCCUAGGCAAGAGGCUGCUGAAGGAAUCACUGAGGCUGCUGCCCCGCUAGGCUUCCUGCUGGCUGGUAAAAUGCUCUCAUGUACAGCGGCUGCUGGGCCACCUCUACCUUGCCUAUGUCAUGUGA